UGAAUCUGUACAUUUAGAAACCCUUAACUCAACUUAAAACACGUUUGUUCGUAUUGUUAAAUCUAAUGAUUACUCACCAUUUCCUUUAGUCCUUCCAAUGUCUCACUCUAUGUCGCACUUCUCCAGAAACCCAUCUCAUCUGCGACAUCCAUCUCAACUAGGAUAUGAUAUGACGGAGGAUACCAACAUCGACGAGCAGCUUAGGGCCUUGCAGCCGUCGUCCCACACGGCCAUGGCCCCGAUAGUACCGUCAGAAGCGCUGGAACUGUCGGAUUCGCCCUCAGACUCGGCAUACGAGACGGCAGAGUCUCGACCUCGAACAGCAUCACCAGUGCCACGCAAGCCCAAACGAGUCCGAGUCAAGCCAGAGCCAGAGCUUCCCAUGUUCACAGUGGAAAAGCCGGAGCUGACAGCAGGAUACGUGAACAACAACAGGUUGUUUCGCGGAAACCCCAACUACGUGGAGUUCUACAAUAGGCAUGUGGAAGAGACAUUGAACCCGAUUCCGAACUCCAAGCGAGACAUGAGGCUCUUGGGGUCCAAGGUGACCAACGACGGCAUCAUCUACUACCACAGUUACACCAGCAAGCCUGGGAGCGUGUGGAGCGUUGUGGAAAAGGACAACUUCUUCCGAGCACUAGCGUUGUACUCCAUCCACCGGGUGGAUCUCAUCCAGGAACACGUUCCCACCAAGAGCCAGGCCGAGAUCUUGACAUACUACGACAUGCUCCGUCGUGAGCUCCACCACCGCAAGUACGGACGCAAUCGAGCACGCUAUUUCAAGUACAAGCAUCGCGGACGUAAGUCGAUCCGUCUCCCCAAGUACGCCCACGGGUUGCUCCGUUACGACGAAAUGCCCAUAGCCUACGAGAUGAGUGAGGAGUUCAUCAAGUUUGAGGAGGAGCAGAGCGAGCCUAUCUCGUUCAAAGAGCGCAUGAGGCUCAACGACACUGCCAGGCACUUCAACAAGAGCUGGCAUGCCUACACCAAGGUGCACGACGCGCAUCUCAUUGACCACCAGCACAUGGACGACAUCGCAGCCAAGGUGCACUGGCAGCAGAACGUGGUGGAUAGACAGGGGGGACCCAAACUGGCCCCCAAGCUCCACAUACGCUCGUUGGCAUUUUUCGAGGAAUUGGCCACUAUCGUCACUAAACGCAUCGUGUUGCGGGCCACCGAGCGCAAGAUGCUCCGUCUGACCGACUCCGUGUUGGUCACCCGCUCCGACAUCGUAGCAGCUGUCAAACUGCUCGGAUACGUCCAGCCGGAGCACAGGUUCAACUGGAACCGAUACUGGGCCGACGUGCACCGUCGUCUCAAGGUGAACGUAGUGGACGACAUGACCAACGGCAGGACCAUGCCUCCAGGCGAGGUGGAGCAGUACUUCUUGAACCACGCCAACUACGAGGCAAACUACUUUCCGUGGGUCAAACUCCAAAGCGACUGGGAGGUUUUUGGGCCAGGAUUCACAGUGGAAAAUCCGUUCUUGGGGCUGGCCCACGGGAUUUCAGCCGAGGCAAACGAAGCGAACAGCCCCACCGUCGUGGACGUCGACUCGUUGCACCGCAACCAGUUCAGGGCCCGUCAGCGCAAGGUGAUGGAUGCAUUAUCCGAGGGUCGCACCAAAGAGUACGAGAUGAUCCAGGAGCAUUUGAACCGCGAGGAGGAGCUACGUCUCGAGAAAAGCGACUACAACGAUUCACGCGUGCACGAGCGAGCGUUGGCCACCUACCUCAUGACCCACAACAACUUACACACCACGGGACGAGUGUAUACCGAAGAGGAGGCCGCGAUCGUGUUGGAGGUGUGGAGGCUCGAGGAGGAAGAAAGACAGUUCUACCUCGAGCAGACACGCAAGGAACAGGCCGAGUUGACUGCGCAGUACGAAGAUAUCCGCAGACAGGCAUUGGAGAGGGUGCAGCCCGGAAAAGAGACCGUGGAAGAGCCAGUUAUAGAGGCUAGCGAAUCGGAGCUGGACAUGAGCGAGUCAGAGCUGGACGCGAACGAGUCGGAGCUGGACACGAGCGGGUCGGAGCUAGAGGAGGCGCCGUUGGCAGCUGUCCAGGAGGACACGCCAGCCAUCAAGCUUUCGCGGGGAUUGGUCAACUACUUUAAACAUACAUUUGCCGACUACGGGGAGCCGGACCUCACGUGAAGUAUAGCGUGACAUCAAACUGGCAAAUAUGCCAUUGUCGCUACUUAUAGAUAUAGCCCACACACGUGGCACCCGUAUGUACGCCCGCAACGACCAUAAUUCAGGACCCUAGUCCCUGUAGACGCCGCAAAUAUCCUUACUACCAUACAUCUAUCAUUUCUGUCAGAACCCUGUCAUAUGUGCGUCAUGCAACCUAACGGCCAUGCCCACCCCGUCUAUUAUACGCACCUAGCGCAACCCGUAAAUCCCUACCCCUACUAUAUACUUAGCCCGAUGUAGACCCCAUCCAACGCCAUCACUCCAAUACAGCACGCAACUGCCAUGCCAUGCCC
This is a messenger RNA of Suhomyces tanzawaensis NRRL Y-17324, 2487 nucleotides long. RefSeq lists its product as uncharacterized. The transcript has a single exon. Gene Ontology annotation, biological process: nucleolar large rRNA transcription by RNA polymerase I; transcription initiation at RNA polymerase I promoter. The record is from RefSeq and is a predicted model, not a curated record. Bases 98 to 2155 code for a protein of 685 amino acids. Gene Ontology annotation, cellular component: RNA polymerase I upstream activating factor complex. NCBI's taxonomy places the organism in Eukaryota, Fungi, Ascomycota, Pichiomycetes, Serinales, Debaryomycetaceae. Gene Ontology annotation, molecular function: RNA polymerase I general transcription initiation factor activity; rDNA binding.